Zygosaccharomyces rouxii is the source of this 2007-nucleotide messenger RNA. It is a transcript of the gene NSI1, whose product is annotated as Nsi1p. Gene Ontology annotation, biological process: regulation of DNA-templated transcription. Gene Ontology annotation, molecular function: DNA-binding transcription factor activity; transcription cis-regulatory region binding. The transcript has a single exon. The record is from RefSeq and is a predicted model, not a curated record. Lineage: Eukaryota; Fungi; Ascomycota; Saccharomycetes; Saccharomycetales; Saccharomycetaceae. Bases 1 to 2007 code for a protein of 668 amino acids. Gene Ontology annotation, cellular component: nucleus.
AUGGCUAGUAAUCAAGAGAAGCACUAUCGCGACCAGCCUCAUCAUCUGCCUCACGAGGGCGGUUCGAGACAUGAAAGUGUAGAGGAAGCUGUUUUCAAAUACGUUGGUGUUGGUUUACAAAAUGAUGAUGACAAUCCCAAGGAUCCCAAGUCCUACGAUAAGCGAGACGGUAGUAAUGUGGUAGAUACAAGUAAACCUGGAGAUGGAAAUCAGGGAAAUGAUAUGGAUUGGCUGUUUAGGAAUGCACACAAUGACGAAGAUAUUGGUGGUGAUAAUAAUGAGAAUUCACCCCGAUUCCAGUCGGUAGCUUUGGCUGCUAUUGCUGCGGCUUAUGGCUCAGGUGCAGGUGCAGGUUCCGGAGAACACAAGAGGAGAAGAGCUAGGGAUGGUGGUGAAGCUAGUGAUGGUGAAGAUGAUGCAAAUGGCAAUAAUGAUAACAGUAACAAUGGUGGAAGACGUAAAAGUUCUAAAAAAUCUAAAAAGAAUAAAGAGAAAAGGGCUAAAUUACAAUUGGCGGUAGAUCCUGAAUUAGCCACUCUAGAUGAUUCAGAUGUUACUAGUCAUGAUCAGUUAGUGCGUAAGGCUAUCAUGGAUACAGAUUCUAUUGCUCAACAUCCCGAUUUCCAACAAUAUUUAAAUACAGAUGAGGAACCCCAGAAAUCAAAAGAUUCUAUGAAACAUAAAGAUAAAAAUCAUCGCCCAGUGGGCGAUCAUGAAGAUGAAGAUGAAGAGGAGGAGGAUGAGGAAGAUGAAGAUGAAGAUGAAGAUUCUAGGGAUACAAGAGAUGUGGAUCCUGCUGUAGUGGAAGCUGCUGCUAGGGAUGAGGCAGAAGAUGACAAUUUAGAUGAUGUUACAAAACAAUAUUCAGAAUUACAAAAGGAUUCAGUUAUGGAUAACCCUGUGACGAAAUCGAUACAGAAGAAAGACUACAGAGAAGUACUACCCAAAGUCCUUUCAUCUUCGGAUAUCGGUGUAGAUACGGAUGUAUCACAUUUGAUUCAAUCUGCUGCUUCUAAAGCGUCUGCUAUCAUUGGCACAACAAGUCAAUCGAGUGGUAAAAGUUUUGAUCAAGCAGAAGAAGCUGCAUUGGAACAAUUCAUUACAGAAUAUCAAACUAUUAAAAAUUUGGAUAGGCAACAGAUUUGUGAGAGAAUUUGGAGUAAUGAAAGACGCAAAGACGAUUUUUGGAGCAAUAUUUGUAAAGUUUUACCCUAUAGGACGAGAUCAUCAAUCUAUAAACACGUUAGGAGGAAAUACCAUGUUUUUGAACAGCGUGGUAAAUGGACCCCUCAGGAGGAUGCAGAAUUAGCACGUUUAUGUGUGGAGAAGGAGGGUCAGUGGUCAGAAAUUGGCCGUGCAUUAGGUAGAAUGCCUGAGGAUUGUAGAGACCGUUGGAGAAAUUACGUUAAAUGUGGUUCAAACAGAGCUUCCAACAAAUGGUCACCUCAAGAGGAAGAAUUAUUGAAAAGAGUAAUUACUGAAAUGUUAGAGGAAUCACAAAGACAUCAUACGAGGGGUACAGAUCAUUUAGUACAAGAAAGUGACGAAGAAGAGGAUGUACCAGCAAGUGAUGAUGAAAAGCAAGAUUUUGACAAGAAGGAUGGCAGAAAAUCUAAUCGAAAGACGUCCUUUAAGGAUGUAAUUAACUGGACCAUAGUCAGCGAACGUAUGGGCGGUACGAGGUCGCGUAUCCAAUGUCGUUAUAAAUGGAACAAGCUUGUUAAGAAGGAAGCUAUUGCUAAGAUUCAAUCGAUUACAGAAACUGACAAGCGUUGGAUUUUGGAAAAAUUAAGAGAUCUAGGUUUUACAGAAGACUCACAAGUGGACUGGGAAGAAUUAGCCGCCCUGAAGCCGGGAGUCAAAUGGACGGGGACGGAAUUAAAACUAUGUUACGAAAGGAUGAGAAGCGGAGUACGGUAUUACAAGCAAAAGUCUAUUAAUGAUAUAUCUAAGGAACUCUUAGAAAUGCUUGACGGUUCUGUUCCGUUGGAGGCUAAAUCGAAUUAA